UUGGCAAGACACACUGGCGAUGCCGACUACAAUGCCGGCGAAACGUAUGUGAAUGUACCACGUCCACCGUCCACAAUGGACUUCGGAGUAGGAGUUGUUAUAAUGCAGCCUCCUUGGGCUGAUCUGUACCGCAUGACUGACGCCUCAGACCGGGCUGUCGUUGAUGGAGCUCCUCAGCCUCCAACUUUUUUCCCUCGACAACUCACUCAAACCCAGAAUGAGAUACAGUAG
Molecule: messenger RNA, 231 nt
Organism: Protopolystoma xenopodis
Lineage: Eukaryota; Metazoa; Platyhelminthes; Monogenea; Polystomatidea; Polystomatidae
Source: the annotation of a GenBank genome assembly